GAUGAAUCUGAAGAAAAGUUGUUAGCUGGCAGUUUUAGUGAUCACUAUACAGUUCUUAGACAGAUUGGAAAGGGAGCUUUUGGGUGUGUUAAGAUGAGCUAUCGAAACACUGAUGGACUUCUGGCAGUGACAAAAUUCAUAAAGAAGAACAAAGUGUACCAGGAGAGUUGGGUUAACGAUGUCUUGCUUCGUAAGAAAGUGCCUCUUGAAGUGUCUCUCUUAAUGACCUUAGAUCAUCCGAAUAUAGUCUCUGUGUUGGAUUUAUUUGAAAAUGAAGACUAUUUUCAACUGGUUAUGGAAAAAUGGGGUGCCGGAAUGGACCUCUUUGAGUUCAUCGAUCGUAAUCCUAUACUGGAUGAACCACUUGCCUCUCACAUAUUUAGACAGAUUGUGUCUGCCCUGUCAUACCUUCAUUCCUUGAACAUCAUUCAUCGUGAUGUGAAAGAUGAAAAUGUUAUUCUUGAUAACCGGUUUUCAUGUAAAGCUGAUUGACUUUGGCUCGUCGGCCUUCACAAAGCCAGGAAAAAUGUUCUCCCAGUUUUUGCUGGAACAGUUGAAUAUUGUAGUCCUGAGGUGCUGAAAGGGAACAAGUACAGUGGUUAUGAAUUGGAAGUUUGGUCUCUUGGAGUAACUUUGUAUACAUUAAUGUAUGGUGAAAAUCCGUUCUACGAUGUAGAUGAAACGAUUAAAGCUGACUUAACGUUUCCAUUUGUUUACUCGGAAGACUUGCGCUCUCUUCUAACUGGGAUGCUGAAGAAAGAUGUGAAGGCUCGAAUGACGCUUCCACAAGUAGAAAGUCAUCCAUGGACCAAGCAGCCAUGUGACAUAGAGAAUUAUAGAUUUCAGGAUGUUGUCAGAUGUUCAUAUGAUGAAAUUUACCCUAAGAAGUAUGUUACUGACUACAGUGAAAGUGAUACCUCAUUGUCAACCUCUCAUAGUUUUUUGUAUGAAGACACUGCACAUAUGAGGAGAUCAUUGUCAUUUACCC
Molecule: messenger RNA, 988 nt
Organism: Macrobrachium nipponense
Lineage: Eukaryota; Metazoa; Arthropoda; Malacostraca; Decapoda; Palaemonidae
Product: PAS domain-containing serine/threonine-protein kinase-like
Exons: 7
Coding region: 94-492 (132 amino acids)
Biological process (GO): protein phosphorylation; intracellular signal transduction; negative regulation of glycogen biosynthetic process
Cellular component (GO): nucleus; cytosol; cytoplasm
Molecular function (GO): protein serine/threonine kinase activity; ATP binding
Source: RefSeq, a predicted model, not a curated record